Messenger RNA from Mauremys mutica (yellowpond turtle), 1788 nucleotides. RefSeq lists its product as uncharacterized. Lineage: Eukaryota; Metazoa; Chordata; Testudines; Geoemydidae. The transcript has 5 exons. The record is from RefSeq and is a predicted model, not a curated record. The coding region runs from base 167 to 1702 and encodes 511 amino acids.
CCUGGAGGGGAACUCAGCCAGUGGGGACAAAGAGAUGUUGACUUCUGUUUUGUAGACGAAAUUCAAGGGUGAGCUGCUUCAAGGAGUGAGCGAGAAACAAGCCCCACAAGAACAUUCCUUACAGUUAUACCAUUUUAAGACCAAGUCCCUCAGUCCCCUCAGAGGCAUGGCAGGAAAGAUGUUCCCUGAAAUAUUAAUAGGUGACUCUGAGGACACUUUCAAGAAACCACCAACUGGAAAAAACAUCUUUCGUACCAGAAGGGAUGUGAGGUUGAUAAGCCCAUUAAGUGCAGAUGAAGAAUCCCAUCAGAGUAACAGUCUAGCAGACUCUGUGGAGAGAAGAGAGCUGCAUGAGAUGGGUGAGGAAGAAGAGGAGGAGGAAGGGGAACCACACCAAGUUGUCCCAGGCAACAUCACUGCAGAUGGAUGUUCAGGGCUGGCAGUGAAGGAGAUUUCUGGUGAUGGUGCACACCAGGAGCUUUGGACGCCAUUCACGAGCAAUACAGAGGAACAGCUGGAGUCCCGAAUGAGUGAGCUGGGCUCGAUCUCACACAGUUUCAAGAUAGAGGGUAAAACCACCCCUCCGUUCUCCAGGCCAGAACACCCUGAGAACAGCUCUGGGGACUCGGAGAGCUACUGCCUCUUAGAUGAGGAUUCCAUCCUGAGCGACUCCGCUGUCUCCACCGGCUACUUCCCCUGCUACAGAACGUAUGGCGAGCUCCCACGCUACCAGCCGUCCCACAGUGCCAGUUCUCAACCAGGCAACGCAGAAGGGCGGGCAGGAAGCAGCUGUGAUGCCAGCGUCCAAUGCAGCGGGUGCUCCGAGGAGGACCCGAAGGUCUCAGAUACAAGAGCCAGUGACACCACUCAGAGCUCCAAGGAUCGAGGUGAAACAUUGACCUGUGAGACCGUACCCAGCAAUCCCAACGCACCAAGCGGGGGACCACUGGCUGAAGGCAACAGACACAGACCAUCUGGGAAGGAAUUUGAAGGUCAAAAGGACAGAGAUUCUAGUCAGCAGCAUCUAGCAUUGGAGACACAAAGGGGAUUUGGUCCAGAGGUGAGUGAAAACCUGAAGGAGCCUGAAGACACCCUCACAAAGGAGGCUGCCUCUGAGUUACUCGUGCCGGGGGGCACACCCUCAUUGUCUCUGGGGAAAGACUCGGGACAGCUGCCAGGGACAGAGCCUCAGAGCAGCCUGUUGCCCAGCAAAGGCAAAGUGCCCACAUCAUUACACUCUGCAGCCACCACCAAAAAAUUGUCCCCAAAGAAACAGCAAAAGCAAUGCAGGAAGGAGGAGGAGGAGGAGGUCCGCCGUGCAAAGCUCGCCCCACUGCUGGGCCCAGGGGAUGCAGUGCCCGGGCGGAAAAGAGGCUCUCGGUUUCCAUGUGGGCACAGCCCAGAGACGGGGCACUGUGAGAUUGAAGCAUCAGGAAGUGGACAGGAAGGAGGGCACGGGAAGCUCUCACCACGCUCUUGUCCCACAACCUCUGGCAACUGCACCGGUGAAGAGCCACGAUCCACCCCCUCCCAGCUCAGCCUGCGCUCCUUGGGAAACUGGGUACGAAAGAUCUUCAGGAGGUCAUCUACGGUGAAGCCACAGGCCGCCAGCAGCUGGGGGACAGAGGAGGCCAGGGGACAAGUGGGCAGUAGGCUGAGAUGGUGGAUCUCCCGCAGGCGGAACCGCAUUCACCCCCAUUAAAGCACCUCACCUCCGCCUUCCUUGGCCUCUGUGAACUUCAGGAAGAUGAACGGGUACCGCCACACACCCAAGGCUGGGUAUUUUUC